Neoarius graeffei (lesser salmon catfish) is the source of this 2483-nucleotide messenger RNA. RefSeq names its product SMAD family member 4b (gene smad4b). The record is from RefSeq and is a predicted model, not a curated record. The transcript is spliced from 11 exons. Gene Ontology annotation, biological process: anatomical structure morphogenesis; transforming growth factor beta receptor signaling pathway; BMP signaling pathway. Gene Ontology annotation, cellular component: heteromeric SMAD protein complex. Gene Ontology annotation, molecular function: RNA polymerase II cis-regulatory region sequence-specific DNA binding; DNA-binding transcription factor activity, RNA polymerase II-specific; I-SMAD binding. NCBI's taxonomy places the organism in Eukaryota, Metazoa, Chordata, Actinopteri, Siluriformes, Ariidae. Bases 151 to 1689 code for a protein of 512 amino acids.
CGCAUGCGCACAAGCAGCGGGCUUCUACCCUGUGUUAUUGUUAUUAAGGAUGGCGGAAUAAAUGCACACACACACACCGGACUGUACAGCGCACACAUGACUGGUUGGUUCAGUGGAGUCAGAAGCUAAAGGUGUGUGUGUGUGUGCAGCAUGUCUGUGUCGAGCAGUGACGCAUGUCUCAGCAUUGUGCACAGCCUGAUGUGCCACCGGCAGGGUGGUGAGAGUGAGAGCUUCAGUAAGAGAGCCAUUGAGAGUCUGGUGAAGAAACUGAAGGAAAAAAAAGAUGAACUGGACUCUCUGAUCACAGCUGUCACAACCAAUGGAGCUCAUCCCAGCAAGUGUGUUACUAUACAGCGCACACUCGACGGGAGACUACAGGUUGCUGGCCGUAAGGGCUUUCCCCAUGUGAUCUAUGCACGGUUAUGGCGGUGGCCUGAUCUCCAUAAGAAUGAGCUGAAACAUGUGAAAUACUGCCAGUACGCCUUUGACCUGAAGUGUGACAGUGUGUGUGUAAACCCCUACCAUUACGAGAGGGUGGCAUCACCUGGUAUUGAUCUGUCUGGAUUGAAUCUGGGUGGAACAGGGGUAGGCCCCAGUGCAGGUCCCAGUGCAGGUCUCUUGGUUAAGGAGGAAUUUGACCCUCAGCCAUCUCACUCCAACUCUGAUGGAUCACACAAUAUUCAGACCAUCCAGCAUCAGCCCGCCCCCUCUCACCCAGUCCCACCCACUUCCACACGCCCCCCACUUCCUGAGACGUUCAGCAGCCCUGCUCUUAUGCCACCACCUGAGGCAGCCAGCUCUGCCCCCAGCCCUGCGUUCUCCAGCAUGGCGCCUACACCAGCCUCAAGCGGUGGCUCAUGGCCAAGAGGGAGUGGCUUUCCAACAAACCUGGCCAACCCAAGCGGAGCUUUGCAACACCACCCGCCUCAGUACUGGCCUGUACAUAAUGAAUUGAUCUUCCAGCCCCCGAUAUCUACACAUCCAGCUCCAGAUUACUGGUGUUCUAUAGCGUAUUUUGAGAUGGAUGUUCAGGUGGGCGAGACUUUUAAGGUGCCGUCUUCAUGUCCGGUGGUGACAGUUGACGGUUAUGUGGAUCCAUCAGGAGGAGAUCGUUUCUGCCUGGGCCAGCUCAGCAACGUUCACCGCACUGAGGCUAUCGAGAGAGCCAGGUUGCACAUUGGUAAAGGGGUACAGUUGGAGUGUAAGGGUGAGGGUGAUGUUUGGGUGCGAUGCCUUAGUGACCACGCCGUGUUUGUCCAGAGUUAUUAUCUGGAUCGGGAAGCUGGGCGUGCACCAGGUGAUGCUGUCCACAAAAUUUACCCCAGUGCUUACAUCAAGGUGUUUGAUCUGAGACAGUGCCACCGGCAGAUGCAGCAGCAGGCAGCCACGGCUCAGGCAGCAGCAGCAGCUCAAGCUGCAGCAGUCGCAGGAAACAUACCAGGACCAGGAUCAGUGGGAGGGAUCGCACCAGCUAUCAGUCUGUCUGCAGCUGCAGGUAUCGGCGUGGAUGAUCUGCGGCGGUUGUGUAUUCUGCGCAUGAGUUUUGUGAAAGGUUGGGGUCCUGAUUAUCCUCGUCAGAGCAUCAAAGAAACACCAUGUUGGAUUGAGAUUCACCUCCACAGAGCACUGCAGCUGCUGGAUGAGGUUCUACACACCAUGCCUAUAGCUGAUCCUCAACCACUUGACUGAUCUUGGACCCCAAACCCAGGUCAUCUGAGUGACCUGUAACCCAGAAGAAACCCCACCACUCAACUGACCUUCAGUCCCCUGGUUGACCUCAGUUGGCUGUCCUCAUUGCUGAAUGAAACGAGGUUCAUGUUUGGCUCUCGGCUCUGUGCACCUCAGCAUUUAACAUAAAAAAACCCACUGUUUCCUAAAGGGUGAGCACUGAACCAGAGAGGUGCUUCAGCACCACAUGUGUAAAUAAAGAUGUUAGAGAGAGUGUGAGUGAGAGAGAGAUUUACAGGCAGGUGUUAUUUUAGCUCAAUGAGGCGUGGCUGAGAAGCAGUUAUUUAGCAUACCUUCAUUCCUGUAGGACUACACCUAAUAACAGAUUGACACUAUUAACCUUUUGUGGUAGCACUCAUACACACACUGAGCUCGUCUCACACACAUCACUGUGAUGAAAACGACAGUACAGGAACCGCAGGAACCUCAUCAGAACCACUGAGGAAGAGGACAGUUCUCCUGGAACACGACCAGAACUUGGAGCAGCUCUCCAAACACACACUGCAGGAUUGCAGCUUCUCUCUUGAUGAAUUUUUGAAAGUGGAUCAUAAACAGAAGCAUUAGCUAUGAAGUGUGUAUCACAGAAAAACUAUCAAGCCUAGACAAGGCUGUGGCACCAUCACGUACCCAACAUGCUAUAAAUGUCACAGUAAACACAAAUCACAAUAAUCUGCAUUUAGACAUUUUGGUGUAGCAUAAAACCAUGUUAGAGUUCUGACUUUAUAAGAGAGUUACAAUAAACACCAUUCAGUGUU